Molecule: messenger RNA, 5245 nt
Organism: Paramecium sonneborni
Lineage: Eukaryota; Ciliophora; Oligohymenophorea; Peniculida; Parameciidae
Source: the annotation of a GenBank genome assembly
AUGAAACAUAUUUUAAUCCUAAAACACUAGAAUGUUUAUUUACACGAAUUGGCGAAUAAAUGGAAAGGAAGAGAAUUCAGGAAAAGUUAAAACAUUAAGGAAUCUCAAACAAGGAGAAAUUUAACUUUAUGUUACAAUUAUUUGAAGUGGGUUCUCCGCAAAAAAGAGAGAUAGAGUUCGAUUAAAAUGGAGAAAGCUAAGAAUGAGGAAGUGAAUUUCAUAAAGGAGUAAAGGAAGACCAAAAGAAAGGUUGAAAACAUGUAAGAUGGAUAUAGUUUGUCAAAAUUGACCAAAUUUCCAAAUAUAAUUUUCAUGCUCCAACAAGUCGCAUAAGAUAAUUGUAUUAUCAUAUGGUAUAACUAAUGGAUGAUGUACGAUAGAAUUAAAUGAGCAAUAUUAAUAAUAAAUCAUAGGUUAACCUUUCAAUUAGGUUGCCAUAAAUUUAAAAUAUAUGAAACAACAACGAUAUUAAUUGGAUUCCAAUCUCCAAAAGAAUAAUUUGCUAUAAAAAUUUGUGCCUAGUCGAGAAUCAUCAGCUAAGAAACUAAGCAAUUCAGAAGUGAAUACAGCAAUUCAGAAAUACUUUUAGUUACUCAAAAAGAAGGAAGGAAAGAAUGUGAGUUCAAUAAUUUCUCCGACUUAAUCAUCCAAGAUUCUAAGCCAACUGGUGACUAAAGUUUCACCUUCUUUAGAUAUCAAUGUUCCUAUUAAACCAUCUACACCUACAGGAACUUAAUCAUAUAGACCAUAAACUGAAAAGAAACCUCAUCAUCGUCCUCAGUAAUCAGUGGGUCAAAGCAAGGAUUUGAUUUUACAAAAGCUUCAAACAGCAUUAUUUCAAAAGCCUAAGACCUAAUCUCAAUAGGUGACACCUAAAAGUACUGGGAAGGGGAGUUUGAGUGUAAACAAGUAUUUUGAGAGCACUUAAAGAUUAUAAGGCUAAUCUCAAGAAUACUAUUUAACAAGAGUUAAGAAUGCAUUCUCAAAGCCAUUAAUGGAUGAUUACUUCAGUCGAAUGUAUAGGGAACACUUUUUUUAGACUUAUCAAGGAAUCUAUGUUGCAUCAUACUUACAUCCAGUUGAUCCAAAUGAUUUACAGAAUAAGCAAGUAUGUUUGAAAUAGAAGGACUGCUACAAAAGUAAUCAUAUGAUCUCUAAAGUAUUAUUAGAUAAGAUUACAAUCGUAUUUGAUCUUGAUGAGACAUUGGUUCAUUGUAAUGAGAGUUUAGCGAUACCAAGUGAUAUCAUAUUGUCGAUUCAAGUGUCUCCUUAAGAAACUAUUAAGGCAGGCAUAAAUAUUAGACCUGGAGCUAUAAAGUUAUUAGAAUUGCUUGUGAAUGAUUUCGAAUUGAUAGUCUUUACAGCUUCCCAUCCUUGCUAUGCUUAGAAAGUGAUCGAACAUCUAGAUCCCUAAAAGUCACUCUUUUCUCAUAGUAUAUACAGAGAUAAUUGUAUAAUGACUACUGGAGGCAUGUAUACAAAGGAUCUUAGAAUUUUCGAUAGACCACUUAGUCAAUUAGUUUUGGUCGAUAAUGCUUCUUAUUCCUACUCUUGGUAAUUGGAGAAUGGGAUACCUAUCAUUCCAUUUUAUGAUAACAAGGAGGAUCGAGAAUUAGAGUCUUUACUCAAAUACCUGAAAGGCAUGUAAGGAUGUAAAGAUGUAAGGGAAUACAACAAGUAAGAUAUCAUAAAAUAUUUUAGAAAUCAUUUGAGAUUGCAACACUUUUAAGAUCCUUUAGGGCCUGGAGUGGUAUUUGAGAAACUGUUUCAAUAGAAGAUGUAAAUCUGAUGAUAUUUUAUUAAAUGAAAAAAUGCUCAUGGUAGUUGAGUAUUCUCAAUUUCAUUGUUUAUUCACAAGUGCAAAUUACUUUGAAACGAUUGUAUAAAAUAUAAAAAUGGAUCCUUAAUUAAGUCACUACACUUAAUUCUUCAUUGUAGUUACUAAUCUCUGUAAGACUAAUCAAAUCAGUCCUGAACAGAAGUCCCUCCUGAAAAGUAAUCUCACUCGUAAGGAGGAGAAAAUCUGUCGAGUGCUUAUAUAAAAUAGUGGUCCUGGGAAGUAUGAGUUGAAUAUCAUGUUUGUAGAGAAAUGCUAUUACGAGAAGCCUUGCUUGAUUACUUAUCAGCCUAAAACAAAUAAAUAUAGAGAAGAAGAUCACAUAAAUCAAAGACAGUUCAUUUUAUGAAAGACGUAGCAGAAUAAGAGAAACAACCGGAAGUUAUGCCUUAAUAAGAAUCAUCAGCCUAACCUUUAGCAAGUGCAGCAUCCGUAAUGAUUGAACAAUUAACUGGAGUGUUACAUAAACAUAUUGAUAAACAUAGCUUACUUGUACCUGAGGAUAAAGAAAAGCUUAUAUAACUGUGCAGCUUAAUUUCAAAGCUCACUUCUGAGUAGGUUGAUUUAGAUGGAGUAAGUCCAUUUAGAGCCAGAUAUUCAUCGGAAAAUAGCAAAUUAGCUGAAAUAAGUGAGAAGGAUUUAGAUUCUAGUGAUGAAGAUGUUUAUGAGAAGAUGACUAAGGGAAUAGAUGACAUCUAUAAAGAAUUAAAGAGUAUUUUCACUGGUAAUUUGCAUACUCAUUUACUUCUUAUGUAAGAGGACAUUUCUUAUGAGAAUUUAUAUUAAGUCCUUAAAUUUUUACUUAAAAUCCUCGUUGAUGCAGAUGAAUUCACUUUUUUUAUUCAUCGAGAUAAAGAAUGGGAAGUUUAUUCCUCCUCUAAUGAUUCAAUAAAAGAUGUGACUCCUGAAGAAGCUUAACGUGUUACUGAUGAAUUGGCAUACAUUCGUCCAUUCUGCAUUCAUAGAAUAGAUCCAAAAUAAAGAUAAUAUCCUCAAAUUGAAGACACUUGUAAAACCAACUCUUAUGCAUAAACUUCUAUUGUGAAGUUUUAGUUACAAUUAAAGAAUUAUGAAGUUCUUUUUUGUCUUCAUUGGACUGAUAAAGACAAGAAGAAUAUCAAAAGAAAGUUUAUCAAGUAUUUUUGUACAUUAAUAUUUAAGUUAUGCUAAUAUGUAUGGAUUUAAUAAAGAUGUGACUCAUCUAGCAUAAUUUUUGGUUGAAACUAUCAUUACAGCUAAAGUUUAAUUCUUUAAUCCACUUAGAUUUGCUGAUUAGGUGUAAGAUAUAGGAAUUAGUUUUAUGCGCAUCUCAAGGUUUUUGUUGGUAGAAGGAAUCAAGAAAAUUCUUAGCAUUAAAUUUGAAGUUGAGAAGGAAUAAACUUUUUCUACUGAUGAGAAUAUCAAAAAGUUUAAAGAAUCCUAAUGUGUAAAAAUUGAACUCAAAGAUUCUAAUCCCGUCACUUUAAGAAUCAAAGAUAUGGAUUUAAAAAAUGAUUAAGAUCAACACUUGUAUUAAGUGGUAAUAAACAAAUCUUACUUCAUAGAUCAUUUAAACAUAAGAAAAAUACGAUGGUUAUGUAAAGUUGUGCUAUGAAAAGUCUGCGUUUUACAAAUAUUUCUUAAGGACAACUGAUUCUUUACUAUUUGAUUUUAAUAAACAAGGAGAAUUGAUUUUUUUGAGCAGACCAAUCUCUAAAUCAUUAAAGUAUUAGUUUGUAUUUAAUUUUAUAGAGAAAGAUUCAGUAUUAACUUUGAUCCUAAAGCUAUUCUUUACAAUAAGAUUUCUUAUUAGGACAUCUUUGCUUAGAAUAGUAUCAUUUCUAAUAUAGAGGUUAACAUUCAAAACAUACAUGAAAAUAGAAGAAAUCAGUAUUUAAGUAAUUUGGAGAACCCUUAGUUUGAAAUAUUCUUAAAAGUUGUUGAUAAUGACUUUAAAGGAUUUACAGUAAUUUUUCAUGAGAAUGAAGCUAGAAGAUUAAAAUAGUAUUUUAUGGCUUUGAAAAUUGACAAUAUGACAAAUGAUGUCUAAAAAGAAGCUGAGGCUAAUAAAUCUUUAGAGGAGGAUAUUUAAAAACAAAUUUUAAUUCAAUAUAAUAAACAUUAGACAUUUAAAUUUUUAAAUUAAUUGGAUGAAACUUAAGAUGUAGCAAAUUCAAUGAUUGCACUUUUUAUUCCUGAAAAUGAAUUACAAUAGAUAAGACAUCGUAAAUCAGAUGUUCGUAGUCCAGAAUAAUAAAGCAAAGAUUUAUAGAGUGAUUAAUGGGUUCCUCCAUAAAAGAAGAAGAAGAUAGGAUCUAGUGUUUAUAUUAAGUAUUAACAAUAAUUAGAGCCAGUUGAUGCUAAUCAAUUUAAAGUAAAUGAUAGUGAUUCUUAAUUGGAUUUAUUUGAAUUUAACAUUUUAGUUUUGGAUUCAUCAUAGGAGAAACAUAGAUUAGUGUUUAGUAUAUUGGAGAAGAAUGGAUUUAUUUCUUAAUACAAUUUAAAUAAAUAAUGUUUGGUUUAAUUCUUGAGUGUUUUAUAGAAAAAAUACAACAAAAGAAAUAAUUCAUUUCACAAUUAUGAUCAUGGAAUUGCUGUGAUGUAGAGUUCUCACUUUAUGUUAUAAUGUGGAAAAGCCAAACAAUUCAUUGAUGACUUUAGAAGAAUGUCUACUAUAAUAUCAGGUUUAUGUCAUGAUGUAUCUCAUACUGGACGUACUAAUAUUUUUAUGAUCAACAGUCAAUCUAAAUUAGCUACACGUUAUCAUGAUUCUAGUGUAAUUAAUUAUUUAAAUUAUUAAAGCCUCUAGAAUAACAUCAUGCAGCUACUACUAUUUUUAUGUUGAAAGAUCCUUCACUUAAUUUUUUGAAUUCUUUAACAAAGGAGUAAAGUUAACAAUUCAGACGAGUUCUAAUAGAUAAUAUUUUAUAUACUGAUAUCAAGGUCCAUUUCACAUUAUUAAAAGAUUUUGAAAGUAGAAUUAAGGAUGAAGUAACUAAACCAUUUGGUACUGGAGAUGAUGAUUUAAAAUUAUUAACUGGAAUGAUUAUUCAUACAGCAGAUUUUAAUGGGGGAGCUAAAGUAUUUGAAAUAUCAAGGAUUUGGUCAGAGAGAGUUAAUAAAGAAUUUAGUGCUUAAUAUGAUGAAGAGGGAAGAUUGGGAAUUCCUUAAACACCAUUUUUAAAAGAUUUGGAUAAAUUACAUAUAAUGGCUAAAUCUGAAAUGGGAUUCUUUAAAGUUAUAGUUAGACCAUUAUGGUUUACAUUGAAUACUUUCCUUGUAUUUAAUUAUUUCACUAUUUUAGGAUGGCUAUCUUUAGCAAAGUAUAACAAAUCUUGAUAAUACCAUUAUUAGUUGGGAAAAAAUCUAUCAUGCUAAUCUUCCUAAAGAAGAAAGAUAAUAAUAAUAAUUAUGAAUGAAUGAAUGAAU